CUCUCCCGCUCAUCUUCGUAUUUCAUCUCCCACUUCUCGCCAUGGCAUGGUGCCCGUCCUUGGCACUACAACGGCCGCCGUGUGCACCGUGGCCGUUGCGGCCGGUGCCGGGUGGACGCCGGCGUUGCUGGUGACGCUUCUCCUUUGCCUCGCUCUCUUCCACCGCCUGCAGACCCUGCAUGCCCGCUGCGCCACCGCGCGUGCCGCGCGCCGCGCCGCCGAGCGGCGGUGGGCCGAGGCCCUGGCGCAGCAAGGGCGCUUGGCUGCCCGGCUGAAGCAGGCCUUAGCACACCUGGCGAAGCAGGAGGCAGCCAUUGCACUCGAGGGACCUGCGCUGCGACCCAAGGUUGAUGCACAGGCGUUGCAACUGGCGCUGAAGGCGCUGGAGAACGCCGAGGUGGCCGAAAAGAAGCGUCUUUGUGAGGUGCUUCUCGUGGCCAUUGACUGGGCCCUGGAGCCUCCCUGGGCCAAUAGCGACUCCCCGGUCGCCGCUGUUUCGACAUAUGGCCCACGGGCGGAUUACCAUGCGGCCUUUGCCGAGGCCCUGGCACCAGGCAGCGACGUCUUGGCCCAGCGCCGGGCCAUGCGCCGGUCCUUCACCGCGCCGGUCAUCGAAUCCGAGGAGGUCUUGCAGCAAUGCGCUGGGGCUCAGCUUGAAAACGUGGUGUCCUCCGCCCUCGAGGGCUUGCAGAGUGCCAUGGCCUGGUGGCGCAGCGGGUGACCGGUGACCGCUUUGCUUCGAAAAGACGGAAACCGAGCUUCAAGCGGAUAAGCGGGCGGCUUCUUCUGGGUGUUUUGAGGCGUUGUUAGUGGUUGUGUUUUUCCCCACGCGCACGUGCGCGUGCGCGGCUUCGAGGUUCGACUUCGGGGAAGUCGUCCGAGACGUUGCGGCCUCGACCGGGAUGGGACUCGAGCGGUUUGGGAUGAGGCUGCAUGGAGAAAAAGAAGUCUAAGACUGGACGAUGAGUCAGGGUGG
Messenger RNA from Durusdinium trenchii, 976 nucleotides. NCBI's taxonomy places the organism in Eukaryota, Dinophyceae, Suessiales, Symbiodiniaceae. The record is from the annotation of a GenBank genome assembly.